Penicillium verhagenii is the source of this 2097-nucleotide messenger RNA. Its product is annotated as ELMO/CED-12 family protein. NCBI's taxonomy places the organism in Eukaryota, Fungi, Ascomycota, Eurotiomycetes, Eurotiales, Aspergillaceae. Gene Ontology annotation, cellular component: plasma membrane. The transcript has 3 exons. The coding region runs from base 1 to 2097 and encodes 698 amino acids. The record is from RefSeq and is a predicted model, not a curated record. Gene Ontology annotation, biological process: cell motility; actin filament organization.
AUGGAGACUGUCAAUGUUCCUGAAUUGGUCGAGCGCCUUGGGAGUGACGAAGAUGCUGUUCGCAAAAUGGCCGUCUUUAAGCUCCAGGGCAAUAUCGGGGAUCCAUCAUUCGCUGAUUUAUUUAUCAUUGAGGGCGGAUUAACGCGUCUACGCUACUUGACUUUACAUGCGAGUGGGAAUACAUUGGCUUAUAGUCUCACCAGUUUUGCAAGACUACUAGAGGUUGACAAAGGAUGGGAAUGUGUUGAUCAGGAACUUGUUGAACGGAUUGUCGAAUUGAUUGUCACCCAUCCUCUAGUCAACAUCCUCCGAGGCGCCAUGUCAAUACUCGUAUCGGUGGUCUCCCAUCCACACGCCGGAGGCGACCCAUCACAAGCGGAGGUUUUUGGCUUCCGUGCCCUCAAACCAGCGAUCGCUAUUUAUCCUCAGUUUUUGGAGAUGCUUGUCAGUCGGCUUUCUUCGGCGGACCAUGCUCUUUGCGCCAAUGCGCUCCAAUUGAUAAAUUCCCUUAUGCGCGAUUCCGUUACCUACGAUUCCGAGGCGGAAUGGCCGAAAUUCAUUCAGAAACUGCAGGACUUGGGUGUGAUUCGAGCUGUCUAUGUCCUGAUGCAAGACUCGGCUCUCCAGGAUCUUGCACCCCCGCUCAUCGAAUUCCAAUCCCUCACCAAAGUCCUUCUCCGGAAGUGGAGAGAUAUUCCCUUGCAGCAGGAAAAGCCCGAACACCGUCGCGCCCUAAAGGGUAUCUACCUCGCUAGUACCUCUGCAAAGGCACCAGAAGAAUCGACAGAAAACGGCGACGAGACCCGGCGCUCGAAAAAACACCAUCCGGAAAAAUGGCGACGACUAGGGUUUGAGUCUGAAAGCCCUGCGACGGAGUUCUAUGAGAUGGGCUUCUUGGGCAUGAUGGACCUGGCAGACUAUGUGCGCAGCCAUCAGGAUGAAUUUCAGAAAAUGCUCCUUGAGCAGUCCACGAAGCCCUCACGCCAACGCUGCCCGAUCGCGCGAGCAUCUCUCGCAAUCACGUCCAUCCUAUAUGAGCAUUUUGAGGUAGACAAGUCCGAGAUGGACGAUUCCAAGAAUUAUAUGCUCAUGGAAUCACGGUCCAGCUUGGACAAGCUUUUCAAACCUCUUCUUCUCCACUGGACGCGGUUACACGUCGCAGGGCUGCAGGCCUUUUUCCGCAUGUGGAAAGCAACGGCGGCUGAGACGGAGGAUCUCGAUAAAUUAGUGGAGUUGGUUCGCAUUCUCAUGGAAUCAGUGGUUGGCGGAGCUGGUCGAACCAAAGAUGUCCAAGAUGUCGAAGAGGAACUAGCCAACUUUGAAUAUCAUCGGUUACGGGAACUACAAAUGGAGCUCCUGGAACUCACCUACGAAGAUGCCUGGGGUCAGCAUUUGCGGCAGGUGCGCGAAGAACUUCACCAUGAAGCCCUUCAGUUUGUUAAGGAACAGCGCAUUCGCUGCCUGUCGCAGGGCGCCUGGUUUUCGCUUGAUCCCACUUCCAAGCUCGAUUCCACCUCUACCCGGUCUACAGCCUCAUUUCAAUAUGUUCAGCUGUCGCAUAAUCGCCGGUAUCUGCAUUUUGGAGAGUUUAAUUCUAUGGGAGAUGGAACUCCGGAAUUGGAUGCUUUGCCUGAGAAGAUCGAUCUCUCCAUUGUCUCAUCAGUCGUCUCCAACAUCUCCACUAACCCUGACCACUCUUCCUCGGCCACCGUCAAGACCGCCCCACUUCAAGCUUCAACUAAAAUUACUAUCCAUGGCCAUGCACAGCCUCAAACAGCAACAAGCCAAUCAAAAAGCCAUGGACACGCUCGGACUGGUAGUCGGUCUACACAAAAAGAGACAGUGCUCCUUACGCUCCGGCCAGCAUCUCACAGCGUGGCUUCAGAAUGGUUAGAUGGACUGCUUAUGCUUCUCAGUCAGCAACCGAUCACCGCGGAAACGAACAAGCUGAUCGAUCUGGUCAGCAAUUAUGGGCUUAAGAUCCGCCUUCUUAAUGUUCGAUUUGAUGACGCCACUUUUGCUGGCGAGGCCCCGCCAGUGCCUGCGCGAGAUGGCCUGGAUGAAGAUUACUAUUACGAUGUCUUUGGUGGCGCAUAA